AUGGCGGACGACCGGCUCUGUGGGAGGACGAGGGCAGGCUGGAUCACCUACGCCUACCUCCUCCUCUACAUCAGCCUCUCAGGGUCCCAGAUCUUCUUCAACAAGGUCGGUAGGAAACGAUACUCCGCUCUCGUGCUCCUCUCCUCUUAUCUUUCUGCAACAAGGUCAGCAGGAAAUGUCAUCUUCACAACUUCCACGAACGGAAAUGGUGCUGGUUCGUGGUCUUUUUGAAGAACUGGGUCAUUCACACUGUCGUAUGCGUCCAAUAAGCAGUAUUUGCUCACCUGGACCUAGGAAUUUCACUGUCCACAGUGUUAGCUAUCUUUCUUGUCCAGCUUAUUGCGUCGGCGCAAAGUAUGCUCCCAGAGUUGGCUGCUGGAAGUUGAAAAGCCUCGCACUACUGUUCUAAUUUAUGUCUCCAAAAUGAUGCCUGGAGAAUGAGAACCUCACGUUAGUUCCCUUCCUGCUCACCGAGAUUCGCUGCAGAUGUCAAUUGAUGCGUGAUAACUGUUCAGAGGCAGCAUUGCCCCGAUUUUCUUUGAAUUUCCCCCCAGACCGAUUCACGUGCUGUAAUAUGAGAUUAACAUGUAUCUUUUGUUCAUCUUGAUUGUUUAUCUGCACCUUUCUACACUAGCUAACUCUAUUGUGCUCUUGAGGUUGCAGUGGGUUUUGUCCUCCAAGGAAAUCAACUUCCCCUUCCCAGUUGCCUUGACCCUGCUUCACAUGAUCUUCUCCUCAGUGCUAUGCUUCAUAAUCGCAAAAGUAUUUAAGGUAUACUUCCAAAAUCUAUAUGUGAUUCUAUUUCACCACCAAGAUUUUUGAAUUCGUAUCUAAUGGAAAGGCUGGAAUAAGAGAUGCGCUCAAUAUUAUCUGCAUCUAGAGCUACCUAAUCAAAGUUUUUUUUUGCUCAAUUUUCACGUUUGCGUAUUAGUUGAUUAUUUCUUUAUUUUUUCUCAGCUCAUAAAGAUUGAGGAGGGGAUCACUUCAGAAAUGUGAGUACAAAGUGAACUCGGAUAUAUGUAGCUUGGGUGAAAUUAAUGCGAUAUAUCUUAACUCUGGUGCAAGAUAACGAGAGGUAGUUCUAAUACAUGCAUUAUAGAGUAGAUCUGUAGAUGAGAUAAUGAUAUAAUUAUCACUCCCGGAUGAUUUUAGCCUAUUUUUCCCCCAGGUCAAGAAAACAAUGUUAUUGAUUGGUGCUGACACUUAAGACUUAAGGACAAGCCUUCGGAAGUGAGCACCCAUGUGUAAAUUACCAUCAGAAAACCCUGAACGGGUUUUAAAUGGAGUAUUUAUCUAUCCACCAUAAAGACAUUGCUGUUGUUAGUAAUCCGUUGCGCAUAAAGACAAUUUGGACUAGACAUAUUAUAUAUUUUUGAAAGCCAGGAUGGAUAAGAUUUUAUGCACUUUUUGUCAUGAUAUAGUUUCUCUCAUUUUUUAAUUAUACUUUUUUUUAAUAAUUUCAUUGGAUAAUAUUGCAUUGCAUAAUAUAAAUGAUAACCGUGGCUGCAGUUUCUUCCGGACAUUGGUUAUAUAGUUUCUACUAGAAUAUUGAUGAAUGGUGGAGAAUGUAAAUGUGUUUUUAGAAUGGUGGAGAACAUGAUAUGAAGUCCACGUAGAAAGGCAGGAUUGGCCAAUAAUUGAGCAUAACAAACCGUAGCACAUCUUGUGAAUCUGGAAAUUAUGUUAAUAUUCAUCUGUUGAAGAAGAGAGAAGGGUAGUUUUAAAAUGAAACAUCAUUCAAGGAGCUAGGAAAUAUCCUAAUGUUCUCCUAUCGAAGAAGUGAGAAGUGCUGUGUUAAAAUGGAACACAUUGAAGGAGCCUUGAGCUAUCCUUUCGGAGGAUUAGCUUUGAGAAAAUCGGGACGGUUUAAAUCAUGCAGAGUAAAUUAUCACCAGGAACUAAGUAUGAUGCAAAGUGCAAUGUCUUUCAGACAACCAUUGAUAAAGAGACGGAAACAGCGUGUAGAUGUCAUAUAGAGUGGAGUAAUUAUGAUGGGGGAGAAAUAAAAAUAGUUUCAUGUGGUCAUUUGUGCUUAUGUCAUAUUUGUCUUCGUGGAGAGCACAAAAUAAUUGUAGGCACUUUGCUUAGUUUCAGUUCGACACUAAUCUGGCGAAUUGAUGUGAACUUUAUUAGUUUGCAAUAUGCUUCGAUUUUUUUCUCAUCAUACAAUGUAUUGAUUCUUUUCACGUCUGACGUUAAUGCGCUAGUUCCCUUUCUGCCGUCAAUUCAGGAUUUACUAGCUGGGCUUUCUAAAAAGUAUUGAUGCUAUUUCAUUUAUGGUGUUCAGAUACUUAACAUCAGUCAUCCCAAUUGGUGCAAUGUUUGCCAUGACUCUGUGGUUGGGAAACAGCGCAUAUCUAUAUAUUUCCGUGGCUUUUGCUCAAAUGCUUAAAGCCAUUAGUAAGUAUCAAAUCCGCCCUUUCUUUCACACACACACACACACACACACACACACACACACAUAUAUAUAUAUAUAUAUAUACAUGUUCUUAUGAUGAAGUGCCUUUGACAUGGUCGCUUACCAAACUUUUCAGUGCCCGUUGCCGUGUUUAUUCUGGGCGUGGCAGUGGGUCUUGAGGUAAUGAGCUGCAGAAUGCUCUUUAUCAUGUCUGUCAUCAGUUUUGGAGUUAUUGUGGCAUCCUAUGGGGAAGUCAGCGUCAGCUGGGUGGGAGUGAUAUACCAAAUGGGCGGCGUCAUAGGCGAAGCUUUGAGACUCAUAUUCGUGGAGAUUUUCGUUAAGAAGAAGGGCAUCCGACUAAGCUCCAUAUCAGUCAUGUACUAUGUGAGCCCAUGCAGGUACGUUGGGUUCAUAUCCCUGCUCAUCAUCAAUGGCUACUCUGGUUCAUUAACAUGGAUGCUGCUGGCCUGUCUUCUUCAGUGCUCUAUGCCUCUUCCUUCCAUGGAUACUCUUAGAGAAGCCAAAGAUGGACAGCUACACGAAUUGGAACUUCCCCCUGCACAUUCUGUUUCUGAACUGCCUCUGCACCUUUGCUCUCAAUCUAUCCGUCUUCCUCGUCAUCACCCACACCAGCGCCUUGACGAUUCGUGUCACUGGAGUCGUGAGGGACUGGCUGGUCGUCUUGGUGUCGGCUCUGCUCUUCGCCGACUCAAAGCUGACUCUGAUCAACCUACUCGGCUACGCCAUUGGUACACAUGGGGACCUUACAUAUGAUUCCCUUAGCGUAUUUACCCCUCUUUUACUGAAACCAUAGGAACAUAUCUACACAUUUAUGUGUAGAUAUGCUUAAUGCAUGAAUAUAUCUUCUUCUUGCAUCAUACAGUGACUUCAUAAGUUGCUAUUUAUUGUGUGAUAUAUAUCCACAGAUAUGCCUAUUUAUUAGCCCGUUCUUCAUGCUACAAACUGCUGCCGGACAUAACUCAUUAGUCAUGUGGGGCUGUUAAUCACACAAGAUGCUUGGUUCUGCAGCUAUCGCAGGAGUGGUCUCAUAUAACAAUCACAAGCUAAAGAAGGAAGCGACUCAGGUUGGCAGCGAACAGGCCGCUGUCGCUGCCGCCGCCAGCAACAACAACAAAGAAGAGUUAGAGGAAGUCGGGACCUCCCUGGUUUCUCAGGAUGAGAAAGAUAGACUAAUCGAGAGAUGA
Molecule: messenger RNA, 3603 nt
Organism: Spirodela intermedia
Lineage: Eukaryota; Viridiplantae; Streptophyta; Magnoliopsida; Alismatales; Araceae
Source: the annotation of a GenBank genome assembly